Coregonus sp. 'balchen' is the source of this 8530-nucleotide messenger RNA. The record is from the annotation of a GenBank genome assembly. NCBI's taxonomy places the organism in Eukaryota, Metazoa, Chordata, Actinopteri, Salmoniformes, Salmonidae.
ACUUCUUCCACUCAAGACACAGUUACUAACUUCAAAGAUGAUCAUCACACUCUGCCUGAUAUUUCCACUUCUCAGGGAGAUGGGUAGGUCCAACUUAUAUAUUUCUGUGCUUAUAGGGGCUACACCAUACAUUUGAAGUCAACCAGGAACUUUGUUGAUGUAAUUCAUAUCUGUCUUUGUGUGUAUUCUAGCUGGGGUACAAUCCUCAGCCAUGCACCUUGUUUCAGCCAACAUAGGAGACACAGUGACAUUGCAAUGCUUCCAUGAAGGCAACUUGGCACUUCACUUCUUGUGGUUCAAGCAAACAUUGGCUGACAAUCCUCAGCUCAUGACAACUUUCUACAGUUAUGACAAUAAUGCCACAUUCCACAAUGAAUUUGAAGGCAACCCUCACUACUUAGUGCAAAGUGACAAAGGAAUAAAACACCUAAGGAUCUCAGACAUGCAGCUCUCAGAUUCAGCAAUAAUUAUUGUGGGAGUUCUUAUUCUAACAAGGUGGAUUUGGAGAAGGAGCAAUUCUCAUUGUUAAAGGUACAACAUCUGAAUUUAGAGAGAAUAUAACUAGAAACGAGUGUUCUGUAACUAUAAUCAUGAGCAUUGUUGCACUUUACAUUUUGGAUAUACAAUGUCUUAAUUAAAUGUAAGGUAAUCCCACAAUAAUAUAUUACUGUAGCUUAAGUUUUCAACAAAUGUUGAGUUAGGACACAAAAUAGGAAACACAUUUACUGACAUGAAAACCUUUUUGUCAGGUUCAGGAUCCAGAAACACCACCGUUGUACAGCAGUCUGUCUGAGUCAGUACUGUACAAUACACACUGAGACCUGUGCAGGAGAACACUGUGUCUAUUGGUUCAGACAUGGCUCAGGAGAUUCCCGUCCAGGAAUCAUUUACACCCAUGAAGACAGGAGUGAACAAGAAGAACAGGUCUAGAAGACAGAGAACCAACAUGGUGGAGGAGAUGGUGUACUCUGGGAUCAGACAGUAGAACUGGAUGAAUGACACAGCCUUAAUUGUUAACUUUAUUAGCUGUAACUGUAAUGAAUUAGGUGCAUUGCUUCUCUUCCAAACUCAUUGACAAUGACUUACUUGUGAUAUGAUGAAUAAAGCAUUUAACUAUAAUCAAGACAAAGGAAGUUGAAUGUAUUUAUUUAGGCCAUACCCAAGCAUCUUUAUGUUGCAGUGACAAACAGCUUUUUCUCUUGUCAUGCCAGCAACACCCCCUCUCACUCACAGCAACCUAUUUACAGGUACUCUGAUUUCAUUUCUUAAUUCAGAAGAAAAUAAUACAUGGUAGUAUGCCUUUUAAUAAGUAAACAAGAGGAGGUUUCAAGUGUUUUAAAUGUUUUGUCAUUUUUCUUUUAGCGAGGACCCCUUCUCAGCAGAGCCAGUAUGGGAAUCCUCAUGCCAACACCUCAGACCAACAGGUUAGCAGAAUUGCUGUAUCAAGAGUGAGACUGGAUAACAGUAUUAAAGCUAAAUAUUACAGCAUUAGAUUUGACCCAGAUUCUGAAUUGAGUGAGUCUGUGUUUCAUCCCCAUAGUGUAACUCCACGGUGAUGAUGCUGCCCUUAACUAUACCGCCCUGAAGUUCCCUGACAAGAAGAGUACCAAUCCCAGGAGACAGAGGAGAGAGAGAGAACAGAGAGAGGAAGAAACCAUCUACUCUUGUGUGAGUCAUCAAGACAGGACUUGACAUGUAUGGGUCAUCCAAUAAGAAUCAGCCCCACCCCUCCUCUGAACUCCACUUUGAUGUUGAUUGUGCCUGUGUGAACUGGCGAUUAUAUACUCUACAUUUCUUAUUUGCUGUAGGAUGCCUUUGCAGGGGCCUAUUGGAUGAGGUUGACUGACUGCAUACAUUUGUUUUUGUAUAAACAACAUUUAUAUAAUAAUUUUGCAAAUGUCUGAACUCUUCCUUUUGAUGAUAAUAGCUGUAAGCUGCCUUUAUGCUUGUUUGAUAUUUCAAUAAACAUGUUUUUAUUUCGAAGUUUAAUGGCCCAAUUCUUACCAUUUAUUUGCACCAGGUAUCAAAGGAUCACAUCUUUAUUUUGUCAAAAAGGUGCCAACCUCACCAGAAUUAAUUUCCUCCUGAAAGCUUGAACUGCCUUCUACAGACAUGAAGUGAGAAAUACAAUGUAAAGCCUCUGUGUAUGUCAAAGAGGACAUAUGUACCACUAGUCUCAGCCACCGACCCAAAUGAUGAAAAAAUACAAACCAGUAACUCUGACUUUAAGUCAUUUGAAGGGCUGCUCUAACUAUGGUAUGCCACAGGACACGUUAGAUUGUAGUUUUUAUCAGAUGGUUUAUGCCUAUUCAGAGAGCCAAUGAAAUCACUUUGUUCAGUGUUUCCGCCUACUUCAUAAUGACUACCCGAUGAGUGUCAUCAUAUAAAAGGUGCCCCGUUGUCAGACCCACCACUAUACAGUGCAGAAAGGACAUUAAAAUGAUGAUUAUAUAUUGGACAAUCUUUUUGUUUUACACCAAUUUUGGUAAGUAAGAAAUAUUCAUGUGGAUCCUUGUACUUUUUAUGUCAGUCUUUUUGAAUCCAAUUGAAUGACCAUGUAGUCUGAAUAAUGAUAAUAAUGUAUCAUUCUGUACUAUACCUUUGUCUUUGAUUUAUUUAGUUUGUUUGCCUCACAGGUUGUGUACUUAACAAAAAUGUAAUCCAACCAGACCCUGUGAUGGUUACACACCUUGGACAAAGUGUAUCUCUCACUUGCUUUUGUCGAUCUGAUUUGAUCAAAGUCUCUUGGUUCAAGCAAACUGUUGGACGGAAACCUCUUCUCAUGGCAUCAUCAAUUUAUCCCGAUAAAAAAAAUACAUAUUCCAACAACUUUUACAAGGACUUUACGGAGAAUAAACGUUUGAGUGUGAAGAGAGGAGUUGACAGCUGUAACCUGACAAUCUCAAAAAUAGAGUCAGGGGACUCAGCUACAUACUACUGUGUUAGUAUGUUAGCGAGUGAUGUCACAUUUGGAGAAGGAACAGUUAUAUUUGUGAAAGGUAACAUCAGUUCCUUUUAAAAAUGUUAAAUACUGAAGUGUGUUCCUAUAAUGGUAAAUUAAUGAAUUUGGAGGAAAAUAGAAUGUACACACCAUGAUCUUACUCACUCUCUUCAGAUUCAGAGUCCAACAGCAUGUCUGUGAUCCAGCAGCCUGUGUCUGAGUCAGUCCAGCCAGGAGACUCUGUGACUCUGAACUGUACAAUACACACUGAGACCUGUGCAGGAGAACACAGUGUCUAUUGGUUCAGACAUGGCUCAGGAGAAUCCCAUCCAGGAAUAAUUUACACCUAUGGAGACAGGAGUGAUCAGUGUGAGAGGAGCCCUGAGGCUGGGUCUCCUACACAGAGCUGUGUCUACAACCUCCCCAAGAGGAACCUCAGCCUCUCUGAUGCUGGGACUUACUACUGUGCUGUGGCCUCAUGUGGGGAGAUACUAUUUGGGAAAGGGACCAAGCUGGACAUUGAAAGUAAGUGAUAUUUCUGACAUUUCUGAAAAUGUCUAACACUCUUUCACAUUGCUGAGAAUAAAUUGUAUGCCUGGUUGAACAAAAUGUCCUGAAUUUCCUCUAUCACUGUCUGUAUUUCUACAGAUGGUUGUAAGGAGGACCAUGUUCUCUUGGUGUACUGUCUGGGUGUAGCGUUGGCUCUUUGUGUCAUCCUCAUCAUUGUCCUUGGUUGUGUUUUGUAUAAGAUGACCAAGAAAACCUCUCUGCUGUGUAGAGGUAAGCGUUAUCAUUGUGAACAACAUACAGUGCAUUCGGGAAAAUAUUCAGACCCCUUGACUUUUUCCACAUAUUGUUUUACUUUACAGCCUGUUUUAGUCAUGAAAUUGGGUUAAUUCAUUGUAUGAUGAUGAUGAUGAUGAUUCCACCAUGUGUUUGUCUACAGGAAGGCACCCUCAGUCAAGUACUUCAUCAGUCUCCAGUUCUCAUAACCAGGUAGACAGACCUAACACUGGUCCAGCUGUUGCUGAUUCAAUGUAUUUUAUCUUCGUUCAAAAUAUUAAAAUAGGCAUUUACCUAAAGGUGUUGUUUCACUAUAAAUAUAUUUGUCUAAUAGCAAACAUUUGGAUUUUAUAUUUGUUAUUCCUCUCAGGAUCAAGAUGCUGACACACUCCAUUACGCCGCUCUGAACGUCAUCCACAAGAAAGUAAACGCCGGGAGACAGAGGAGCGCCAUGGAGAGUGACACUGUGUACUCUGGGGUGAGAUGCCAAAACAUGGACUGAAACGUCAACUUUUGCUCUUUAAUAACUUGCAUUGAUUUAGUGUUUUCUACCCUAUAUGUAUAACCAUGGCUUUUUCAUUGUGUAUUACAAUUACUUGUAUUCUGUCAAGCUCCUUCUAACAUUGAUACUGGAAAUGCAUUUUAGAUCCAAUAAAACAUUCAACUGCUUUCAUUCAGAGGCAUUGUUUGGUUUGCAUUCAUAUUGUUCUCUGUCCAUAGAUUUCACCCACAGAAUCUGCAUUUUACAACCAUGUUAGGCUUAUGCUCAAUGUAACAAAGCUAUUUUUGGUUGCAUCUAUUGACUGGUGUUUUAGUUUGUCUCAAACUGUUUUGUAGCUGUAUCCCGGAAACAUCUCUGUGGUGUUCUGAAUGCCCUAAAUAGAUUUAACUCUCAGCUAAACUCAUCUCUAACCCCCAGCAAUAAACUUCAGUCCUCACCACGCACUCUCUACACACACCUCAGUGCAUUUAAACCACAAAAAAAACAUGUCACUAAGAUUACAACUCACUCUCUUCAUGAGGAAAGCCUUGAAGUAAAAAUAAACAUCCUAGCUGAAUAUACUUUGAACAGAAUGUAUAUUGUUGAGACUGAUUUCAGAUAUGACAAUGUACACAUUGUGACUGAGCAGUUUUCACAAACUAUUGACAAAAUGUGAAUGUAUAAGUCCCCCUUGCAGGACUGCAAUUAAUUUAUAUUUCAAUAGGGAGCAGCAGUGUAUAUGAAGUCCCUGUGUCAGCUUCAAAUCAAAUCAAAUCAAUGUCGCCAGAGGGGAGGCUGCCGUUUUAGGGGCUCCUAACCAAUUCUGCUAUUUCUUUAUUUUUUUGGCAUUGUUUAUAACUUAUUUUGAGCAUAAUGUUGCUGCUACCGUCUCUUAUGACCGAAAAGUUAUUCUGGAUAUCAGAACAGCGAUUGCUCACCUCGAACUGGACGUAGAUUUUUUCUUUAAUGAGUCUGACGCGAACAAUAUAAUGUUGCUCCCAGACAAGGCCCAAAUCCCCGUCAUUUACAUGAAGAAAAUAAGGAAAUACAGGGGGCGCAGAUCAGGGUGCCUUGUGAGAAUUUGUCUGCGAGUGGAUAACCUCUACCAUCCGUUCUAUUGGCCAACGUGCAAUCACUGGAGAAUAAAGUGGAUGAACUCCGUUCGAGACUAUCCUACCAAUGGGACAUUAAAAACAGUAAUAUCUUAUGUUUCACUGAGUCGUGGCUGAUCGACGACAUGGAUAAUAUACAGUUGGCUGGGUUUUCCUUGCAUCGGCAGGACAGAACAGCUAUGUCCUGUAAAACGUGGGGUGGGGGUGUGUGUGUGUCUAUUUGUCAAUAACAGCUGGUGCGCGAUGUUUAAUAUUAAGGUAGUCUCGAGGUAUUGCUCGCCUUAGGUAGAGUACCUCAUGAUAAGCUGUAGACCACACUAUCUACCAAGAGAGUUUUCAUCUAUACUGUUCGUAGCUGUCUAUUUACCACCACAACCUGAGGCUGGCACUAACGCGCUGUAUAAGGCCAUAAGCAAACAAGACAAUGCUCAUCCAGAAGCGGCGCUCCUAGGACUUUAAUGCAGGCACAUUUUAAUCUGUUUUACCUCAUUUCUACCAGCAUGUCACAUGUGCAACCAGAGUAAAAAAAAACUCUUGACCACCUUUACUCCACAAACAGAGACACGUACAAAGCUCUCCCUCGCCCUCCUUGGGCAAAUCUGACCGUAUUUCUAUCCUCCUGAUUCCUGCUUACAAGCAAAAAUAUCAGUGAUGCGAGCCUACCAGAUGGACAAAAUGCCUUAUAUGCUCACUUCGAGGCAAGCAACACUGAAGCAUGCAUGAGAGCACCAGCUGUUCACAUCUACACCAUCAUCCUGGAAACCCUAGACCCACUCCAAUUCGCAUACCGCCCCAACACAUCCACAGAUCAAUUACACUCCACAGUGUUCUUUCACACCUGGACAAAAGGAACACCUAUGUGAGAAUGCUGUUCAUUGACUACAGCUCAGUUUCAACACUAUAGUGCCCACAAAGCUCAUCACUAAGCUAAGGACCCUGGGACUAAACACCUCCCUCUGCAACUGGAUGCUGGACUUCCUGACGGGCUGCCCCAGAUGAUAAGGGUAGGCAACAACACAUCUGCCAUGCUGAUCCUCAACACGGGGGCCCCUCAGGGGUGUGUGCUUAGUCCUCUCCUGUUCUCCAUGUUCACCCACGACUGCGUGGCCAAGCACAACUCCAACACCAUCAUUAAGUUUGCUGACGACAUAACGGUGGUAGGCCUGAUCACCGACAAUGAUGAGGAGGAGGUCAGAGACCUGGCAGUGUGGUGCCAGGACAGCAACCUCUCCCUCAACUUGAGCAAGACAAAGGAGAUGAUUGUGGACUACAGGAAAAGGAGGGCCGAACAUGCUCCCAUUCAAAUCGACAGGGCAGUAGUGAAGCGGGUCAAGAGUUUCAAGUUUCUUGGUGUCCAUAUCACCAACAAACUAUUAUGGUCCAAACAUACCAAGAAAGUUGUGAAGAGGGCAUGACAACGCCUUUUCCCCCUCAGGAGACUGAUAAGAUUAGGCAUGGGUCCCCAGAUCCUCAUAAAGUUCUACAGCUGCACCAUCGAGAGCAUCCUGACCGGUUCCAUCACCGCCUGGUAUGGCAACUGCUCAGCAUCCGACCGUAAGGCGCUACAGCGGGUAGUGCGUGCCGCCCAGUAAAUUACUGGGGCCAAGCUUCCUGCCAUCCAGGACCUAUAUACUAGGCGGUGUCAGAGGAAGGCCCAAAAAAUUGUUAAAGACUCCAGUCCCCCAAGUCAUAGACUGUUCUCUCUGCUACCGCACGGCAAGCGGUGCCGGAGGGCCAAGUCUAGGUCCAAAAGGCUCCUUAACAGCUUCUACCCCCAAGCCGUAAGACUGCUGCAAAAUUAAUAAAAUGGAGCACCCUGCAGAAAGACUACUGCAGGGUGCUCUGUGAGAAGGAGACCAAUAGAGGAGGAUCCUCCUUCUGCUAGAUUGUUUCCUUUAAGAACCACACUAACCACAGAGUAAAACAGACUAGAUAAAGUGUCACAUUAGCUAGUGCUUUCAAGACAACUGGGAACUUUGAAAAAAUCAAGGUCGAAUCAUGACGUCAGUGAUAUUCAGGUCUGAGCUCUAGAAAGAGGCCCGAGUUCCUAACUUGGAAUUCUGAGUUGGAUGGCUGUUCAAAAACAUAUUUUCCCAGUAUGAGCUAGUUAUUUUCAGAGAUCUCCCAGUUCCGAAUUUCCAGUUGUUUUGCGGCAGAAGUCAUGCUGGAUUGACAGCAUGGCCAAUGUUGAAUGUUUAUCCUUUUAAGUUUGGAAAAGAGACCCUUAAACCCAGACUUGGAUCACACAUCCACGCCACUGAAUAGCAGGCUAGUCAUUGCUUUGCAAUGCUUGCAGAUAGCCACUGAUUCCUUCCAAAUCACUCACUGUUGAAUUUGCGAUUUCCAACUUGUUGUGUUAUGUUUAUGUCCAAUGGCCGAUGAGCACUGAUAUGUUUGAUCUAUGAUUUCUCUUCAAUUUCUCUUCAUAUGACAUGGAUUGAAAAGGAUUUGCCAGUAGAUUGUCGUCUUGAUUCAUGAUGAUGACUGCUAGCUUGCUGGCUAAGAUUCUGAAAGUACGAUGUUGACAUCCAAUCAAAGCUACUGAAGAUAUAAUGUGAUUUGACGUCAUUUUAUCUGUGGCCAAUGACCUUGAGCCUUCUUGGAUGGGCACUUCUAAUGUAACUCUAUGGCAGCACCCAAGGGGUUUGAAUUUUCGAGCUCUCCCUGUAGUGUCCCCAUGAGUCCCCAUGAGUAACAGAACACUGAGCCAAUCACGGCACAACUAGAGAACAUUACCAACCACUGCGCUCCGUAUUUUUCCACUGGCUGCCCCACCACCACAGAAAGCACUGAGCUAGGCUGAAACACUUGCAUUUUGAAGGUGCCUUACUCAAGAAAGCAAAAAAGAGACCAUGUUUGUAUGUGGUGUUACUAACUCAAUUAUACCUUUGUCUUCAAUUUAGUUAGUUUGUUUGCUUCACAGGUUGUGCACUUAACAAUGAUGUAAUCCAACCAGACCCUGUGAUGGUUACACACCUGGGACAAAGUGUAUCUCUCACUUGCUUUUGUCGAUCUGAUUUGAUCAGAGUCUCUUGGUUUAAGCAAACUGUUGGACAGAAACCUCUUCUCAUGCCAUCAUAUUAUGGAACUGAAAAUAGUUUUUAUUACAACAACUUUACUGAGACUAAACAUCUGAGUGUGAAGAGAGGAGUUGACAGCUCUAACCUGACCAUCUCCAAGACAGUCAGGGGACUCAGCUACAUACUACUGUGG